This is a messenger RNA of Dermacentor albipictus, 2711 nucleotides long. Its product is annotated as lysosomal proton-coupled steroid conjugate and bile acid symporter SLC46A3-like. Gene Ontology annotation, biological process: transmembrane transport. The record is from RefSeq and is a predicted model, not a curated record. NCBI's taxonomy places the organism in Eukaryota, Metazoa, Arthropoda, Arachnida, Ixodida, Ixodidae. Gene Ontology annotation, cellular component: membrane. Gene Ontology annotation, molecular function: transmembrane transporter activity.
GCCGGCUUCGGGAUAAGGGUAGCUGCGUGGAACGGCUGCGUGGCGAGAGCUGUGCGGUUCGUCUGCUGGUGCGCACAGUCGCGCGAACUCGCGCUCCAGACGGACGCUACCCCGGAUUGUCGUCGCGUGUAAUUUCCUUCCCAGGCAGGGAUGUCGGCCGUGAUGGGUCGACCUUGUCCUACAGAAAUUUUGUAACAAUAGAUUGGUCACGUUGUAACACUGAGUGGAAGUGAAAGUGAACCAUUGCGCCGCUUUUGUUUCAAGCAUCAACAAGGAUAGAGGAAGAAAAAAAAAAGGGCAAGCCACACCACGGUGCUCGCGUCACCGGGAGCUGCCAGGGCCGCGGCGUGACUGUAGCUAGACUUCGCCACGCCUUCCUCCUAAGCCUAAUGUGCGGAACUCCCACGCACGGAAUGGACUUCACGACGUCGUCGCACAGCCGCCGCCGCCGCCAGUUUGGGGCUUCCGACUUCGCCAUGGAGGCGUUCGCCUUCAUCUACAUCUUCGCGCAGUACACGUCGAUUAGCGUGUACAAACUGCUGCUGACGAUCUCGGAGUGCGUCUACCGCGGCGACCCCAGCUGGCCAGACGUCGUCGUCGCCAACUCGACGACGAAUGGCUCCGCGCAGCUCCUGGGCGAAUGCGUCGAUGCGGUGAUGAACGCCACUGGCGGGACGGAGCACCCACGCGUGCGGGACUUGGUCUUCAGCCUUCCGCUCGUCGAACUGGCCUGCUCUCUGCUCGUCUGCUUGAUGGUGGGCGGCUGGAGCGACGCCCACGGCCGGAAGCUGCACUUCAUACUCGCCAUGACGGGGGCCCUGAUCAAGGACCUGUCCGCGCUGGUCUUCGUGCUCGGCACGAUGCCCGGACGCAACGCCAUCUACGGAGUGACUAUUGUGUCGGGGCUCCUGGGGAGCCUCAACCUGUUCGCGGCCGGCGCCCUGUGUCACGUGAGCGACAACUCUGACCACAGGAGCCGCACGUUCCGCAUCGGGGCGCUCACGUUCGCGCUGUACGUGGGCAGCGCGGCAUCUGUGUUCGUCGAGAGGCUCUGGAAGCCGCUCGUCGCCUCCGACUCGUUCGUACGCAUCGCCGUGUCCGUGGUGGGCGCGCAGCUCGUGCUCGACAUGGUGUGCCUGGUGGGCGUGGCCAUGGUGGUGCGCGAGUCGCUGCGCGUCAUUCCCGGGUACCACGGGAACCCCCUGUGGAACUUCGUGGGCAUGCGCCAGGUCAAGGACGUCGCCAUGUUUGCGGCACGCAGGAGGCCCAGCAGGGCCAGACGCUUCAUACUCGUACUCGGCGCCGUGUUCCUGCUGGAACGUUUCGUGUACUGCGGCGAGCAGGCGGUGUGGGCCGAGUAUCUGUUCCGGCACUUCAGCUGGACACACCAGGCGUCGCUGAUGCUGGGCCUGCAGUUCGUGUGCGAGGCCAUGAUCACGAUGCUCGCCGUGUGGCUGGCGCGCAGCCUGGGCUUCCGGGACUCGUCGCUGGCCAUCGCUGGCGCCGUCUCCUUCAUGGGCGCGUCGGCCAUCAAGGCGAUCGCGCUCACCGGCGGAAUGCACGGCAUCGCUGUUAUCGUUGGCUCGCUGUCCCCCCUUAUCGGCGUCGCAGUGUUGGCUUUGCUGACGAAGCUGGUUCAACCUGAGGAAUUCGGCUCCCUGUUCGCCAACGUGGCCGUGCUCGGCAUCGUGGCGCCCCUGGCGGCCAGCGCGGCCUACUGGGAAGUGUUCGCGGCCACGAAAGCCAUGGUCAGCGAGUUCAUCUACCUGCUCUCCAUAUUCGUCGGCACCGUGCUCUGCCUGCUGCUAAUGUACGUCCGCCGAAACCUGCUCCUCGGAGGCCUGGGAAACUUGAUUAUUCAGGAAGAAAAAGUGCCGCUUCUAAGCCCUAGGCAGCGGGACUUCGGAGCCGCCAUCCUGUGAGGACGCAGCACUGGACAAGACGCGUCCACGCCGUGCAUUCUGAGAACAGCGCUUGCUACAUGUGUGUGUGUGUGCGCGCGCCUGCACUGUGACCGCAACGAUGGGAACAGCGGUUCAGGCUCCUGCAGCUGGCAGAUAAAGCUAUUAGGAGCCCAAAUACUCGGAAGACACACCGCUUAGUCAAGACGUGCCCCCAUCGUGUCUUCUGAGCACUGUUGCUUGCCACGCGAACGUGCAGACCACGUGGGUGCUUGUGCGCUUGCUUGUGCGUAUCUGUGAGCGGGACGCUGUCAGCGGUGGUUACGGCUGCUGCUAACGAAAACGAAAGACAGGAGAAAACAAAUUAUGUGCAUUGACCACCAUAUUCUGGGCCGGUAUUCACGGACGGUCACUUCUGGGGGACACUUUCACUUUCGCGAUAUUUCAGAUGACUACAGAGUCGAACGCAUCGGAUCGAAAGCAUUCUUGGUACAAUGCCAAGUAAGCAGGCUGCACGCCGACGCAACCUGCGCCAGUCGUGCGAAAUAUCGCGAAAGUGAAAGUAUUCCCCGAAAGUGAUCUUCUGAGAAUACAGGCCUUGAAACGUGGACUCCACUCGACACUCCACCUCAACUGGACUCGACACGAUAAUGAUGCUGAUGCUUACGAAUGAAUUCACCUUUGAAGCGAGACUAUACGGCAUAUGUACCACCACUCUCAAGCAAAUUAUUUGGGUCCUCGUGCAACUGUAAUGUCAUUAUGCAUGUUUUAUUCCCACUUCUUGUCUUUAAAAAGCGCAUUAUUACACUA